AUGAAAGAAUCAUUUGUUCGUUUUAGUACUUUGUUACUUAAUGAUGAUAGAUCAAACAUAUACAAUCAAAUACAAUGUAUAUUCAAUCAUAUCAAAGAAAUAGGUAAAAAGAUUUUUCCAAAGUAUUUAACACUUUCAGGUAAAGAUAUCAUCAAACAACAUCAUCUUGAAAUGAUAUCUAGGUUUACAAUGCCAUGGAACUUUAUCAAAUAUUAUCUAGCCAACAAAAAUAAUGUAUUGUUGAAAAGAAGGAUGUAUGUUAUUAGUAAAUAUUGUUCACAUCAAAAUGCAACAUUGGAUACAUUAUUAAAACUAUUGGAAUGGUCCCCUGAAUAUGAUCCACAAGAUCAAGCAAUUAUUAUUGAUGAUGUAUCUGCUCGUGGACACUUUUCAACAAUUCAAUUAUUAUGUCAAUUGAAACAACAUGGACAAGUAGAAUGUACAACCAAUGCUAUAGAUAAAGCAGCAGAAAAUGGUCAUUUAAAUAUUGUUAGAUUAUUUUUUAAUCAUCGUGAUGAAGGAUUUUUAGAUAAAAACAUUCCAGAAUGUAAAGGUGGUACAACAAAUGCAAUGGAUAGAGCUGCAGAAGAUGGCUGCCUUGAUAUUAUAAAAUUUCUACAUGAGAAUCAUACUCAGGGAUGUUCACGUCGUGCAAUACAUAUAGCAGCCCUCUUUGGACAUUUUGAAAUAGAAAAAGAAAGUAUUAAAUUUAGAGAGUCAAGUCACGCUUGA
Molecule: messenger RNA, 732 nt
Organism: Cavenderia fasciculata
Lineage: Eukaryota; Evosea; Eumycetozoa; Acytosteliales; Cavenderiaceae
Exons: 6
Coding region: 1-732 (243 amino acids)
Molecular function (GO): protein binding
Source: RefSeq, a predicted model, not a curated record